AUGGCUUGUGUGCGGUGCACGGUGGGAGGGCCAGGCAGCUCUGGCCCUUUUGGAAGUUUUAGUCCCAGAAAUAGGUUUUGGGCUGAGGACAUCUGGAAGGUGCUGCCAGGCCUUCAGGUGACUUCGUCCUACGCUUCGGGCAAGGAGAGCACAACCUUCAUCGAGAUGAGUCAAGUGAAGGAUGUGGUCAUCAACGAAGCCAUCCACAUGCAAAAAGUUAUUUACUACCUGUGCAUCCUUAUCCGGGACCCUCAGGAUCCUCAGGGAGUGUCUGAGGUUGUGCCACUCUUUCAGAGCUCCAAGCCACGUCUGGACUGCUUGGUGGAAGUGUACAAAAGUUGUCAAGAAAUCCUGGCGCAGAGGGAGAUGCCUCCACAGUCAAGUGAAGUGAAAUAAA
Molecule: messenger RNA, 397 nt
Organism: Tinamus guttatus (white-throated tinamou)
Lineage: Eukaryota; Metazoa; Chordata; Aves; Tinamiformes; Tinamidae
Source: RefSeq, a predicted model, not a curated record